Molecule: messenger RNA, 2656 nt
Organism: Archocentrus centrarchus (flier cichlid)
Lineage: Eukaryota; Metazoa; Chordata; Actinopteri; Cichliformes; Cichlidae
Gene: pecam1b
Product: platelet and endothelial cell adhesion molecule 1b
Exons: 12
Coding region: 123-2222 (699 amino acids)
Biological process (GO): cell surface receptor signaling pathway; immune response
Cellular component (GO): external side of plasma membrane
Molecular function (GO): transmembrane signaling receptor activity
Source: RefSeq, a predicted model, not a curated record
CCCGCCUCCCAGAUCCAGAUCAGUCCCACGACCACGCACUGCCCAGCAGCCAGCUUUGUCACAAGCUUGUUAACCUCCAGGACAGCCAGCAGCGUGUGGCGCCUCUGUGUUCCUCAGACAGCAUGGGCCGCCUCCUCCUACUGCUCACCUUCACCGUCCUGUCCAGCUACUUCUGCUCAGCGAGUGUGGUGAAUGCACAGCACGACUUCAAAAUCCAAAGCAUCGUCCUGACCAUUGAGCCCAGGAAUCCUGUUGGUUCGGGGACCAAUGUGACGCUGAGAUGCUCGGCCAAAGUGAGCACACGUUCUGGGCAGGUGCUGACUGCUAAGUACAAGAUACUCAAGGACGACAACAUAGUGUACACCAAGACUGCCAGACCCUCUGAGGAUGUUCUGUACGAACUGCACAACGCCAGAGUCUUCAACAGUGCCAUGUAUCAGUGCCAGAUAAACAUCCACGGCGACCAGAAGAUGAGCGAACCGCAAACACUCAAAGUAAAAGGACUCUCAGAACCAGUUCUCCAUCUCAGCAUGACUACCAUUAAUGAAGGGGAGGAGUUAGCAGCCCACUGUACAGCUCGGGGUGAGGCGGGUUCCUUUACCUUCUUCUUCUUCCAAAACAACAAACAGGUCGGCAGGGUGACGGCGAGCUCCAACACAGCAACGGCCAACAUCAGCCUCAAAGGCACUGGCAACCAUAAACUUCACUGUUCCUACAAAGUCCGCACAGCAGAUGAGUUUGUCUCCUCUGAGAACAGCUCCAUCAUCACUGUUUCAGUCAAAGAGCUUUCCAUUACACCAGCACUGAAGAUUUUCCCUGAGUCUGGAAUCUAUGAAGGAGACCGCCUCAACAUCUCAUGUAGUGCUUUGUUUCAGUCCAGCUCUCAAAGUUACAGGCUCUCCCUGAGCCAGGGCACCAAGCUGCACGGCACUGGAAACUCUACAAUAAACCACAACUUGGCUGUGGUAGCAGACGACCCUGAAGGGCUUACAUUUGACUGCAGGGUGGAAGUGAAAAAUGUGGAGAAAUACAUCAACAAGACGAUUUCAGUGUCUGAGCUCUUCUCAGCACCUACUCUCACCAUGUCUCCCACUGAAGUCUUUCAAGGUGAUCCUAUGACGCUAACCUGCAGAAGUGAGCGUUUUGCCCGUCAAAGAAUCAACAGGGAGGAUUUGAUUUACUCUCUUUAUCCAUCUGAAAUCCCACCAAGCUCUAGUCAGCCUGGAGUAUUUCGUGUGACAGCCCUAAAAAAUGAUUUCAACUACACCUGUUCAGCUGAAGCCAAAGGCAUCAAGAAACAUAGCAAAACUCUGUCAAUUCGCCCUAAAGUUCUCGUCUCAACUCCAAAGAUUUCAGUUGAGGACAACGUGAUCCUGAAUAGAUCCUUCCGUAUCUUCUGUCAGUCAGACGGCAGCCUGCCCAUAAAUUACACCCUGUUCAAAAAUAACUCCACGCUGGACACAAAAAUCAUCAAGGAGCCAAAUCAUCAAGCCAUCUUUAGGGAUACCAUCAAUGAGCCUAAAAUAAAUGAGUACCGGUGUGAGGCGAAGAAUAGUCGCCAUUCCGACAAAACCUCGCACAGUCAAAACCUCAGGGUGAAUGUCAUAGUGCCUCUGAGCCAGAUGACACUGACUGUCAUCCCCAGCCCGCCAAUAAUCUCUGAGGGAGAAGAUGUCACAAUCAUAUGUAGAGUUAAAGGGACAGGACCAGUCACCUUUAAGUGGUACCGUGCUGGCAGCAGAGUGCCUCUGAAUACCAACACAACCAAAGAGCCCUACGCAAGCUAUUACAUCUCAGCGCUGUACAAAAACGACAGCGACAGGUACCACUGCGAGGCUUCCAACAGCGCCAGCAAUAUCGUAAGUGAGGAAAUCGACGUACAAGUACUCAUGGCGCUGUGGAAGAAAGCGUUGAUUUGGGGGGUCGUUCUGCUGCUGGCGACAGUGCUGGUCUUGGUGGCGAUUGUGCUGUAUGUCAAAUCUAAGCGAGAUAAAAGAGAAGCAGCUGCUGAACUGUCGGUAAAGCCUUCGAGCCCUAAAUCAGAUGACCCUUUAACAGUGAAUCUAACCCACGACACAGAGGUUUAUAACGCAGCCACAGACGCAGUGUCUUUCUAUGAUGGCAAUGAGGGGAGAGUGACCAAUGGGACGCGAGAUAGCGUGGCGUCGGCACCUGCUGACAUCAGCAACAGGAGCAGCUACAGUAUCGCAGCCACAGUGUAGAGAUGCCUCAGCAGUGGGUGGAGGGACACUGAUGGAAUGUUUACUUACUCUGAAGGAAAAGGAAGUUCACAGAGAAGACUUUGGGGGACGAAUAUGAGAGACAGUAAUUCUGUUACCAAUGCUGAUUUUUGUAGGAAAAUAUUCGCAGACAUUAUCGACACGAUAAAUACCACUGCUCCCUCUCCCUUCCUCCUGCCAUCUAAAUGGCCUCUGAUUUUAUACCAAGCAUUACUGUGUGUGGCUGUUAGUUUCUUUGCUCACAGUGUCUGUGUGAUUGCAUGACUUUGUUUUAUUCUUCUACUUGUCUCACGUGCAUUUUUAAAAUUGGCUGAUUUGUAAAUAUAUUUCAUGACACUCACAGGAAACGUGUGUAUAUAUUUCUGGUUGUCUGAUUGGAAGAGAGACUUGUAGAAUAAAGAUAUUGGUUUAAUUUA